AUGGGUGAGGCAGCUCCAUCCUCAGGAUUGAGCGUCCAAAAGGCUUCAUCUACAGGCUUGAGCCAAACACAUCCGCCCAAGAAAGAUGGCUGGCCGGAGGUUCCUGCUUUCGCAGAGCCAUCACCCUUUCUGAGAUCUGCAGCCUUGGCAAUCGGUGCUGAAAAGAGAAGGUGCCUGCGAGAGGGCUACGUAUCGGAAGGUCCCAGCGAGUCUUCUGUCAACAUCGAAGAUACUGAGGACGAAAAUUUGCAGUCGGCCUUGCCGGGGCUCGAGCGCUUCUAUGAGACCAUGGCCGCCAAGGCGCAGAUCAAGCCAGGGGCGGGUUCCUCCUCCAGCUGGGUCCUGUCCAUGGCCCGGAGCUACCGCCGCUUGUCCAAGGAGAAGCGGAGGCGCGGUCGCUUGAAGGAGCUUCUGCAGCCUGCAGUCAACGCAGGUGUCCUGCGCAGCGCCUCCGGUGGAAGCCUGGUCUGCCCAGGUGAGCACUUGGGCUGGUCUUCGAACACAGACGACAGCGGCUACGAGGCUGGCUACGAGACAGACGCUGACGAGUCAGAGCUGAGUGAAUGGGAGGGCAGUGUUCGGCAAGGGCACAAGCGCAAGCUGGAAGCGCUGGUGAACUUGACGAAGCAGAUGACUUUUGCUACGGAGCUACCCGGGGGGCAGACGCAUGAGGAGACACUGCCAUUCGGUGAGUCCGCACGGCAACCACCUCCCAAGACUCUGCGAGCACUGGGUACGAGACCAGUGGGGCUGCGGCUGUCGCUCCCAAACGGCUCUGGUUCAGACACCCUGCAGGCCAGGUCUUGCCAGGCACAGCCAGAAGCGAAGAGCGUGCCUCUGGACGGCCCACCUGGUCCGAGCUUGCCAGCGCUGCCGGCGCCAGUGCAAGCGACGGCGGGCCUCGGUGUCCCUGUCUCGGGCGUUGCAGGGCUCGCCGCACCCAGGGAUCCGACUGUGGUGUGGCAAGAGCGACCCCCAAUCUCUCUCUCCAACAUGAGCUAUGUCUACGUCGAUGACGAGCGCAAGCCGCUCAACACGCUUGGCAUCCAAUGGAAGGCACUGCCCGAAGGGGACAACGCGGCCAUGGAGGUUGGAUGA
This is a messenger RNA of Symbiodinium sp. CCMP2592, 1098 nucleotides long. The record is from the annotation of a GenBank genome assembly. Lineage: Eukaryota; Dinophyceae; Suessiales; Symbiodiniaceae.